Pongo pygmaeus (Bornean orangutan) is the source of this 2041-nucleotide messenger RNA. RefSeq names its product basic salivary proline-rich protein 2-like. The record is from RefSeq and is a predicted model, not a curated record. Bases 362 to 1759 code for a protein of 465 amino acids. Lineage: Eukaryota; Metazoa; Chordata; Mammalia; Primates; Hominidae. The transcript is spliced from 2 exons.
GACUUCCAUGUGAACCAUGAACAUUAAACAUGGAGAAAUGAGGAGCGGCAGCAGAUCGCUUUGGGAUGCAUCUUCAGGGGAUGCUGAAACAACAACAGCAUUUGGUUUGCUCUACACCCCAUCAACCCUCACCCGCAAGCCCAGGGAGUGGUCACCAGUGGGGCUUUGUGAUGUCCAAGCCACCCUAGGGCUGCCAUUGACUGGGACACUGCCUGUAUGACCAAACAAAGCUCAAGGGUGUGGCUUUGCCUUGUCACCAGGAGAGUAUAUAUAGGAAGUGCAAGGGCUUUGGGCCAUCUCACUGGGAAGAUUCAAAAGCUACAAAAGCCUACUGUAGACAAAAAGAUAGUACAUACUAUGGAUGACGAACAUCCCAGCACCAGUGGGGAGAAGAGGAAGAGCCCCUGUGACACCAACUACCAAAAUGAGGAGACGCAGGAGACACCACAGGGGAACUCAGCCCCCCAACCAGAGAGGGACUCAGCCCCCCAACCAGAGAGGGACUCAGCCCCCCAACCAGAGAGGGACUCAGCCCCCCAACCACAGGGGACCUCAGCCCCCCAACCAGAGAGGGACUCAGCCCCCCAACCAGAGAGGGACUCAGCCCCCAAACCAGAGAGGGACUCAGCCCCCCAACCACAGGGGAACUCAGCCCCCCAACCAGAGAGGGACUCAGCCCCCCAACCACAGGGGGACUCAGCCCCCCAACCAGAGAGGGACUCAGCCCCCCAACCACAGGGGAACUCAGCCCCCCAACCAGAGAGGGACUCAGCCCCCCAACCAGAGAGGGACUCAGCCCCCCAACCAGAGAGGGACUCAGCCCCCCAACCACAGGGGAACUCAGCCCCCCAACCAGAGAGGGACUCAGCCCCCCAACCAGAGAGGGACUCAGCCCCCCAACCACAGGGGAACUCAGCCCCCCAACCAGAGAGGGACUCAGCCCCCCAACCACAGGGGAACUCAGCCCCCCAACCAGAGAGGGACUCAGCCCCCCAACCAGAGAGGGACUCAGCCCCCCAACCACAGGGGAACUCAGCCCCCCAACCAGAGAGGGACUCAGCCCCCCAACCAGAGAGGGACUCAGCCCCCCAACCACAGGGGGACUCAGCCCCCCAACCAGAGAGGGACUCAGCCCCCCAACCACAGGGGACCUCAGCCCCCCAACCAGAGAGGGACUCAGCCCCCCAAACAGAGAGGGACUCAGCCCCCCAACCAGAGAGGGACUCAGCCCCCCAACCACAGGGGAACUCAGCCCCCCAACCAGAGAGGGACUCAGCCCCCCAACCAGAGAGGGACUCAGCCCCCCAACCAGAGGGGAACUCAGCCCCCCAACCAGAGAGGGACUCAGCCCCCCAACCACAGGGGGACUCAGCCCCCCAACCAGAGGGGGACUCAGCCCCCCAACCACAGAGGGACUCAGCCCCCCAACCACAGAGGGACUCAGCCCCCCAACCACAGAGGGACUCAGCCCCCCCAACCACAGAGGGACUCAGCCCCCCAACCACAGAGGGACUCAGCCCCCCAACCACAGAGGGACUCAGCCCCCCCAACCACAGAGGGACUCAGCCCCCCCAACCACAGAGGGACUCAGCCCCCCCAACCAGAGAGGGACUCAGCCCCCCCAACCAGAGAGGGACUCAGCCCCCCCAACCAGAGAGGGACUCAGCCCCCCCAACCAGAGAGGGACUCAGCCCCCCCAACCAGAGAGGGACUCAGCCCCCCAACCAGAGAGGGACUCAGCCCCCCAACCGGUUCUUAAAAAAAUAAGAGUAAAGGUUCGCUACAGGAACGUUAAGAAAAUAUAUUCAACUCAGCUGGAGAACCACUGAGAGAACGCAAUCAAUCCAGUGCAGACAUACGAAGAGAUGAUGGAGGUGGAUGUGGAAACACCUGCCAAGGAGUAAGAAGACCCAUCAGUGCAGGCAGAAGAUCCAUAACAAUCUGAAGGAUCGUGAGCAGCUGGGGAGCGGUGGUGAAACAUGGAGAAAUUGGACAAAUCCUCACCACCAACGGCUAUGAUAAUAAUAAAAUGAAGUUUGAG